Molecule: messenger RNA, 2085 nt
Organism: Myotis brandtii (Brandt's bat)
Lineage: Eukaryota; Metazoa; Chordata; Mammalia; Chiroptera; Vespertilionidae
Gene: PLEKHA1
Product: pleckstrin homology domain containing, family A (phosphoinositide binding specific) member 1
Exons: 11
Coding region: 21-1082 (353 amino acids)
Cellular component (GO): cytoplasm; membrane
Molecular function (GO): PDZ domain binding
Source: RefSeq, a predicted model, not a curated record
UGUAAUGUUCAAGCUCAGAAAUGCCUUAUGUGGAUCGUCAGAAUCGCAUUUGUGGUUUUCUAGACAUCGAAGAAAAUGAAAAUAGUGGUAAAUUUCUUCGAAGGUACUUCAUACUGGACACCAGAGAAGAUAGUUUUGUAUGGUACAUGGAUAACCCACAGAACCUCCCUUCUGGAUCAUCACGGGUUGGAGCCAUUAAACUUACCUACAUUUCAAAGGUGAGCGAUGCAACUAAGCUGAGGCCAAAGGCGGAGUUCUGUUUUGUUAUGAACGCAGGGAUGAGGAAAUAUUUCCUACAAGCUAAUGAUCAGCAGGACCUAGUAGAAUGGGUCAAUGUGUUGAACAAAGCUAUAAAGAUUACAGUACCAAAGCAGUCAGACUCACAGCCUCAUUCUGAAAACCAGAGCCGCCCGGGGGACUGUGGGAAGAAGCAGGUGUCCUACAGAACUGACAUUGUGGGCGGGGUGCCCAUCAUCACGCCGACGCAGAAAGAAGAAGCCAACGACUGCGGUGAGAGUGCUGACAGAAACCACUUGAAAAGGUCACCAAGCCAUCUCCCCUACUUCCCCCCGAAGCCGCCCUCCGACAGCGCCGUCAUCAAAGCCGGGUAUUGUGUCAAACAGGGAGCUGUGAUGAAGAACUGGAAGAGAAGGUAUUUCCAAUUGGACGAGAACACGAUAGGCUACUUCAAGUCCGAACUGGAGAAGGAGCCCCUGCGCGUGAUCCCCCUGAAGGAGGUGCACAAAGUCCAGGAGUGCAAGCAGAGUGACAUAAUGAUGAGGGACAACCUCUUUGAAAUUGUAACAUCAUCUCGAACUUUCUAUGUGCAGGCCGACAGCCCCGAAGAGAUGCACAGCUGGAUCAAGGCCGUGUCCGGGGCCAUCGUGGCGCAGCGCGGGCCUGGCCGGUCGGCGUCGUCUGUCGACUCUAACCCCAGCUUUGCACUGUGUUCCAGAUGCGGCAGGCCAGGCGGCUGUCGAACCCUUGUAUUCAGAGGUACACACCCAGGACGGGGGGAUGCGGCACGUAUGUGGGCGCGCACGCACGUGCCUUCUCACUCCCUACUCACCCGUCCGUCCUAGAAAGUCGAGCUAACAAACUGCCUCCUGCAGUUGCCAUAACCUGUCGACACUAACAGCCCUCAGGUCGGAGCAGCAGGAAAGAUAACAGCGAGAAACGGCUGACUGACCGGAGGCCGUAGAGGCUGUUGCCUAAAACCCACUGGCUGAAGUGCCAGUUUCAGUUUCCAUGUUUUCUGUGUUUUGACAUUUUUAUGACACCACUCGACACGCAUCCUCGUUCUAACGUGUGCAGUCGUGCAUGCCCGGGUGUCGGACGGACUCUGCUGUAGUUUGCAUGGCACUGAGUCUCGGGUGACCUUCCGCCUCCCGUGGGCAUCGGUCACGUGGGGAAUUGGCCGCCCUGUGUUCUCAGAGCCACCGGUGUCAUGGUGCGCGCAGCGCUAGGAGCUGCGGGCGAGGCAUGGGGAAUGGCCCCGCUGCGAGGCACCUGCAGGUCUGAGACUGUUAGACGCGAAUUGAAAUCAGCCGUCACCACUGAGCCACUUCAUAGCUGUCCCAACGGCUAAGUCUGUGCCCAUGUUCCCUGACAAUCUUAAGCCAGGUGAAUGCAUGACAUUCAAAACCAAACAUGCAGUUACAGAGAAAGCAACGAGCCUGCUCGUGUGGCAGUGGCAUUCAGGCGCGCUGGACACGUAGAACGUGUGGCCGACCUCCUGGUGCGGACUGACCGCAAACUUGAAACGAAGCAGCAGAGCCGGCCUCUGUGAGCGCAGCUGAGCGGGCACCUGGACCCGUGCCCCUCGCUGGCUCGCUGCGUCUUUGGGGUCUGCUCCCAGCACCGCACGGGACAGGCUGGCUCCUUAGUGAGGGCGGCCGCCACUGCUUCACACGCGCUCCUGCACGCGCCUGGCUGUGGAGAACGUGCACACGCUUGCUGCAUGGCUCACGCUUCUGCUCUGUGUGUGUGUGUGUGUGUGUGUGUGUGUCUCGCUUGUUUCUCAGAGGAUAAAGCCUCACAUGAGCUACUGACCGUGUCAUGUGUGACUGACCAUGUCUGACUGUG